Gadus macrocephalus (Pacific cod) is the source of this 2532-nucleotide messenger RNA. RefSeq names its product vestigial like family member 1 (gene vgll1l). NCBI's taxonomy places the organism in Eukaryota, Metazoa, Chordata, Actinopteri, Gadiformes, Gadidae. The record is from RefSeq and is a predicted model, not a curated record. Bases 526 to 1119 code for a protein of 197 amino acids. The transcript is spliced from 5 exons. Gene Ontology annotation, biological process: regulation of transcription by RNA polymerase II. Gene Ontology annotation, cellular component: nucleus.
CACUGUGUCUGUUGGCAUUGUUGAGGAAUGCUCUCAUAAGGUGUCAGUCUGGUUAUGGACUAACUUGCUCGUUGGCAUUCUGUUCAUUCUAAUCUCUGUUCCUGGAGACUCACACCCUCAGACCGGAGCACACCGCGCUAACACACCGACUAAGGUGGGUUGAAGGAAGCCACAGCCGGGUGUAGGACCACAAGCAGAAAGGAAACAAGGCAACCGUGAGCUGGCUGACCGGGAUUGGAUGGAUUAAUACGAUAUCUGCAAGGACACCCAAUGAUAGUAUGUUAAUGAAGAUGUUUUUUGGCUCACGUACGCGCCAACAUCAGGUGUUUGUUCACUAAUCAAUCGUUCCAAGGACUGGUUCCUUGGUCAGCGUUGGCUCACCAUCGAGAAGCAAGUAAAAUAUCCGUCAUAUACAGAGUGACCAAACACAACUACUUGGCAUUAAUUCUUAAUUGGGAAACAUCAUGAGAAGAAACUGGACUCAAAUGGCGUCAUGGGGAAUAUUAUACAGUUUUUAGAUGACCGAUGGCCGACGUGGGAGGAAGCCCGUUCUCGAUGAAGGUGGAGGAGAACUCCCAGAGUGUGAUCCUCACCUACUUCCAGGGGGACAUCGGUAGCAUGGUGGACGCACACUUCUCCCGGGCCCUUGCCAGGGCCGACAGGGCCAAUCCCAUCAAACCCAAGAAGAGCUUCAAGUUCCUCAAAUCAGAGGACCCAACUACCUGCCAGUGGACGGCCAGCUCCCCUGGCUCCUACCCGGAGGCGCAGUUCCUGAGCCGCAAGGGGUCCCAGGGCGGCCUGCCCUUCAGCCCCGUGGACCAGGCGCCCUCCGGCUGGCAGCCCUUCCCCGUCCGGCAGGCGGGGGGCCCGGGGCUGCCCCCCAUCCCGUACUCCAUGAGCGCGGAGGGCCAGAGCCUCACGGAGCAGCAGUACGCCACGUCCCUGCUCAACCUGCUGCACAGCGACCGCAGCGAGAUGGGCCCCGGCCUGGCCUCCGGGUCCAAACCCGAGCUGAUGCCUAGCUGGACGGGGCCGGCCGCCUUCAGGGACGCCUUGGAUCCCAGCGCUGACUUUGAUCCCGGAAGGAAUGUGGACAAGAAGGUCCUCUACUGGUACUAAAGAAACAAGUUUUUGCCCGAGUGGAGGGGGGGGGCAGUUAACAGACUGGUAAUAACUGAACCCAUGAGCCCAGCUCAAGCAACGGCUACCUUUCCACACGCUCUGCAAGAAAGUGUCUGUCUGGCAGAUGUGUUCUCGCCAAACCGGCCACUGAGCCGCCCCCUCAAACGAGGAAGCACUCACUUCCUGGUCUUGCCCCUCUCUCUCUCUCUCUCUCUCUCUCUCUCUCUCUCUCUCUCUCUCUCUCUCUCUCUCUCUCUCUCUCUCUCUCUCUCUCUCUCUCUCUCUCUCUCUCCCUCCCUCCCUCUCUCUCUCUCUCUCCCUCUCUCUCUCUCUCUCUCUCUCUCUCUCUCACGGUCGGUGUGGAAUGACUGUGGCCUCGACACGCAAAAAAUCCCAAAAGCGUCCACGCCUCCGGCAAAGCAGACUCUUGGUACAGAAGGCUUCUCUGACUAACCUGUUCUCCCGCUGCAUCACCUUGAUGCACCUCAUCAUAAACCACAACAGUCGCUGCACUGCGCUGCGCCAGCCUUAAUAUUAGAAGAAUUUCAAAAUAGACUAAACAUGUUCCCUCUCUCUUGGUAGGCCAGUAUUAAGGUGUUGUGGUAGUAGUGGUAGUAGCAGUGGUAGCAGUAGUAGUAGUAGUAGUAGUAGAAGUAGUAGUAGCAACAGUAGUAGUAGUAGUUGUACUGUGAGUCUAUCUACUAUUACUAUUUACAUCUUAGCAGACACUUUUAUCCAAAGUGAUUUGCAGUGAAUUUUCUUUCCUUUUUUAUAUAUAUACAUGAUACUGUGUAUGCAAUUGUUGAUGUUUUUUUUUUUGAAGAAUAUAUUAUAUAUUUUGUUUAAAUAGCUAGCUGUGUGAUGAACAAAAUAAGUACUUUUUAUAUGGUUUAUGGUUUUAUUUGGGAGAAUACGGACCAAUUUAUCCUAUAUAUAUAUAUAUAUAUAUAUAUAUAAAUGCCGUCUAUUUUUUCCAAUAAGGGCACAUUCAUUAAACAGUUGUUAAACAUUCAAAAAUAUUUAACAGUUAUUUUUGCAAAUGUUCUGGAAAACCUUCACUAAUGGGGUUCACGUUACCUAAGGUAAUGGUGUUCACGUAAUCUAAGGAAUUAAUAUACAUUAUUUAGUACAGUUAGGGUUAACCAUAAACCUUACGCUAAUGCUAUAUAAUAAUGCAUAUAACUGCAUAUACUAAUGUCAAUUAAUUAAUUAAUUAAUGUCCCAUGAUUGGAUGGUGUUACCCAUUAUUUCUAAAACAAGGUAAAACGAAUACAUAUAAAUACUGGAUAAAAUGUGACACUACAACACAAAUGAAUAUGUACAAACAUUCAUAAUAAAUGAAAUGCCAAAUCUGUACAAAACGGAUCGUAAUAACACAAUAAAAUGCAAUUGUAUUCCGCAAAAAAAAAA